Messenger RNA from Ochotona curzoniae (black-lipped pika), 2604 nucleotides. RefSeq names its product MYB proto-oncogene like 2 (gene MYBL2). NCBI's taxonomy places the organism in Eukaryota, Metazoa, Chordata, Mammalia, Lagomorpha, Ochotonidae. Gene Ontology annotation, cellular component: nucleus. The record is from RefSeq and is a predicted model, not a curated record. Gene Ontology annotation, molecular function: DNA-binding transcription factor activity, RNA polymerase II-specific; RNA polymerase II cis-regulatory region sequence-specific DNA binding. The transcript has 14 exons. Gene Ontology annotation, biological process: regulation of DNA-templated transcription. The coding region runs from base 140 to 2233 and encodes 697 amino acids.
CCGCGGACGCGCCGACGCUGCCGAGCGGGGUCCGGGGGGCCCGGGAACCCGGAGCAGCCCGCAUUCAGACCCCGGCCCGGCUCCCGCUCCGGUCUCAGCCAACUGGUGGCCGAGCGCGGCGCGGCCCGGGCCGGGGGGGAUGUCUCGUCGGACGCGCGGGGAGGAGCUGGACGAGCUGCACUACCAGGACACCGAUUCCGACGUGCUGGAGCAGAGGGACAGCAAGUGUAAGGUCAAAUGGACCCAUGAGGAGGACGAGCAGCUGAGGGCUCUGGUGCGGCAGUUCGGACAGCAAGAUUGGAAGUUUCUGGCCAGCCACUUUCCAAACCGCACUGACCAGCAAUGCCAGUACCGAUGGCUGAGAGUCCUGAAUCCAGACCUUGUCAAGGGGCCCUGGACCAAAGAGGAGGACCAGAAGGUUAUCGAGCUGGUCAAGAAGUAUGGCACAAAGCAGUGGACCCUCAUCGCCAAGCACCUGAAGGGCCGGCUGGGGAAGCAGUGCCGUGAGCGCUGGCACAACCACCUCAACCCUGAGGUGAAGAAGUCCUGUUGGACCGAGGAGGAAGACCGCAUCAUCUGCGAGGCCCACAAGGUGCUGGGCAACCGCUGGGCCGAGAUCGCCAAGAUGCUGCCUGGGAGGACGGACAAUGCUGUGAAGAAUCACUGGAACUCCACCAUCAAAAGGAAGGUGGACACGGGAGGCUUCCUGAGUGAGUCCAAAGACUGCAAGCCCGUGUACUUGGUGCUGGGGCUCGAGGACAAGGACAGCCCCCAGAGUGCCCAGUCUGCGGAAAUCCAGGGCAGUCUGGUGACCGGCUGGCCACCGGCGCCCCCCGUCGUGAAGGAGGAAGAGGGCAGCGAGGAGGAGGCCGCCCCUGCCCCGUCUGCAGAGCUGGCGUUUGUCCCUGCACAGCCGGAGAGCCUGCGCACUCCAGAGCCCUCGGAGGAGUUCCCCAAGCGCGAGGACCAGGAGGGCUCCCCGCCGGAGACAAGCCUGCCUUACAAGUGGGUAGUGGAGGCCGCCAACCUCCUCAUCCCUGCCGUGAGUUCCAGCUUCUCAGAAGCCCUGGACUUGAUCGAGUCGGACCCUGAUGCCUGGUGUGAUCUGAGUAAAUUUGACCUCCCUGAGGAGCCUUCGGCAGAGGGCAGCAUCCAUAGCAGCCCAGUGCAGCCUCGGGCACCGUCCCAGCCACAGGCACUGACACCGCGCCAGCCGGCGGGCCCGGCGUCCAGCGUGACCGAGUACCGCCUGGAUGGCCACACCAUCUCGGACCUGAGCCGCAGCAGCCGGGGCGAGCUGAUCCCCAUCUCCCCCAGCACGGACAUCGGGGGCACGGGCAUGGGCACACCACCCUCGGUGCUCAAGCGGCAGAAGAAGCGGCGAGUGGCACUGUCCCCUGUCACCGAGAGCAGUGCCAAUCUGUCCUUCCUGGACUGCAACAGCCUCACGCCCAAGACUACGCCCGUCAAGACCCUGCCCUUCUCGCCCUCCCAGUUUCUGAACUUCUGGAACAAACAGGACACCCUGGAGCUGGAGAGUCCCUCCCUAACGUCCACCCCAGUGUGCAGCCAGAAGGUGGUGGUGACCACACCCCUGCACAGGGACAAGACACCGCUGCACCAGAAGCACGCUGCGUUCGUGACCCCCGAUCAGAAAUACUCCAUGGACAACACUCCACACACGCCCACCCCGUUCAAGAACGCCCUGGAGAAGUAUGGGCCCCUGAAGCCCCUGCCUCAGACCCCACACCUGGAGGAAGACCUGAAGGAGGUGCUGCGCUCCGAGGCCGGCAUAGAACUCAUCGUGGAGGACGACCUGAGGCCCGAGAAGCAGAAGAGGAAGCCUGGGCUGCGGCGGAGCCCCAUCAAGAAAGUGCGGAAGUCUUUGGCUCUUGACAUUGUGGACGAGGAUGUGAAGCUGGUCAUGUCCACGGUGCCCAAGGGUCUGGCUGUGCCAACCAGCAUCGCCUCAGGUUCCACCUGCCACACCCUGUCUGGAAUCAAAGAGGACAACAGUCUGCUCAACCAGGGCUUCCUGCAGGCCAAGCCGGAGAGGGCAGGGCCAGCGCCGAAGGCCCGCAGCCACUUGGCAAUGCCCGCCCCGAUGACCAGCGCCUGGAAGAUGGUGGCCUGUGGGGGCACCAGGGACCAGCUCUUCAUGCAGGAGAAGGCCCGGCAGCUCCUGGGCCGCCUGAAGCCCAGCUCAACAUCUCGGACCCUUGUCCUGUCUUGAGGGCUUGGCGGGCGUGAGCCACUCUUUCGUGUUUACAGGGGUGUGGGUGUGAGAGCCACCCACGGGUGACUGCCUUCUGCCACCAGCCCCUCCCAGACUGCUCAGGUGGGGGCAGAAGGGUCACACACUGGCCACGCACAGCUGCGGGCGGCUCCUGGUGCUGACAGAACAAAGUCCUGCCCCUGGGUCUACCUGUUUCCUUCCCCGUGUUGCAAGGGGCCCUAUUAGCUUCUCCCAGGCUCUGGCCGGGCCUCAUCUCAGACCCUUGCCUGGGACAGGGAAUGUAUGCAGGGGUGCUUCCUUCUUGUCCAGCUCCUGUUGGCUUUUUUUUUUUUUUUUUUAAAUUUUAAAGAAUAAACUAGUUUUUUUUU